CCCCCUGGAAGGAGGCUGCCGAUGAAGUCACUGUUGCCGCCGCUGCUGCUGCUUCGGGAGAGAGGCGCUGGAGCUCAUUUGACCCGAGCAGACGGAGGGACGAGGAGCAGAGGAGGGCCAGGAAAGGCAGGCCUAGCCGGAGAGGGUGGGAGCGCUUCUGGAGGGCACCUGCUAUUGUUGCUCCCGACGUCGCCAAGGCUUCCCGAUCGGUUGCGCUCUUCGAAGGCGCCGCGAGCCUCCCUGAAGCUCCUGCCAUUUCUCUCUCGCCAGUCCCCGGGACCGAGAUGCCGUCGGACCGGCCUUUCAAGCAGCGGCGGAGCUUCUCGGAUCGUUGUAAAGAGGUGCAGCAGAUCCGAGAACAGCAUCCAAACAAAAUUCCUGUUAUUAUUGAAAGAUACAAGGGGGAAAAGCAGCUUCCUGUGCUGGACAAGACCAAAUUCUUAGUUCCUGACCAUGUCAACAUGAGUGAAUUGGUAAAAAUAAUUAGGCGCCGGCUGCAGCUGAAUCCAACCCAGGCCUUCUUCCUGUUGGUGAACCAGCACAGCAUGGUGAGUGUUUCCACCCCCAUCUCGGAGAUCUAUGAACAAGAGAAGGAUGAAGAUGGCUUUCUCUACAUGGUCUACGCCUCGCAAGAAACCUUUGGCUACUGAUAAUACACCAAUGUCGUCAGAGGACUGACUCCAAACUGUUGCACCAACACCCCUGCCUCCCCAUCACUCCUCACUUUGGCAAAUCAGUGGAAGGAGAGGCGUGUGACCCAGGAGCGGCCCAAAAGCAACCGGUGUCCAUCCUGACUUCGCAGUGCAACAGACCAAGAUAGUUUGGGGGUGGUGGGGUGGUGUAUGUUUGCCUGUAUGUGUGUGGGGGGCACUCAGUGGUCUCUACUCUCUCCUUACCUUCUGCCCCUUGUGUGCACCAUUCCUUGUUCCUCCUCUCCACCUUCCCUGUCUCUCUUCCAUGAGCUUUAUGUCUUUCUCUUUUUCUUUUCUUUGUCCAAUGCCAAAUUGAUGAAGCUUUUAGAGGCUGCAGACAAAAAGAAACAACUUCCUCACCUGUUGGGACAUGGGGAUGGGCUUGUCCGCUGGACUUUUGUAAAAAGGCAAAAAUGUUUGAAGACAAAAAAAGCAAACUGUAAAGUAAAUUAAAACUACUAUCAUUGCUCUUUGCAUUUUUAUUUGAUUUUAAUUACUUGCAUAUCAAUUCUUGGUGCUACAAUGUAGAUGUAGGCAUCUUCUACAGGACUGUGUAUAAUGUAUAUCUUUUAGAUCUAUUGUUUUUCAAGCACGAUGGGGGAGUAUAAUUUGCUUGUAUUAGAUAGAUUCAACCAACCAACCCCAAGCUUCUUUGCACUUUAAAAAUGUAGUAGCGGUGAGAGUGGAGUUAGUUUAAUUUUCACUGAUCUGUUGUAAUCUGUGCUUCUCUGUCCAUAUUUAUUUUGGUUUUCUUUUUUAAAAAAGAAAAAUCAACCCGUUUUCUUUUUUCUCACAUGCAUGGAUUUCUCUAUUUUUGCUGUUCUUAGUCCCAUUGUGGCAAACAGAACAUUCAAUGAAAGGAUGUGCUGAUUUAUAUUGCUACUUUUUCUUUCUUUCUUUCUUUCUUUUUUUUUUUAAAAAAUAUACCAAAAAAGUUUGUCUGAAAGGAAAAACAAGUGCACCAUCAAAUCUAUAAAUAUCUAUAUAAAUAAAGGUAAAUGAAAAUUG
Messenger RNA from Anolis sagrei ordinatus, 1700 nucleotides. It is a transcript of the gene MAP1LC3A, whose product is annotated as microtubule associated protein 1 light chain 3 alpha. The record is from RefSeq and is a predicted model, not a curated record. Gene Ontology annotation, molecular function: ubiquitin protein ligase binding; microtubule binding. Lineage: Eukaryota; Metazoa; Chordata; Lepidosauria; Squamata; Anolidae. Gene Ontology annotation, biological process: cellular response to nitrogen starvation; autophagosome maturation; autophagosome assembly. Gene Ontology annotation, cellular component: autophagosome; cytosol; autophagosome membrane.